Molecule: messenger RNA, 2544 nt
Organism: Exaiptasia diaphana
Lineage: Eukaryota; Metazoa; Cnidaria; Anthozoa; Actiniaria; Aiptasiidae
Product: two pore potassium channel protein sup-9
Exons: 2
Coding region: 113-1081 (322 amino acids)
Biological process (GO): potassium ion transmembrane transport; stabilization of membrane potential
Cellular component (GO): membrane
Molecular function (GO): potassium ion leak channel activity
Source: RefSeq, a predicted model, not a curated record
CAAACAAACGUUAAGCCUGUGUAUGAUGAUAUGUGACUAACCGAAAGCAUUAAGAGACGGUCCCCAAAAAACAACAAGAAAAAUGGAUCRUUAACUGACAGAUGAUGCAAAAAUGAGACAGCAGAACUUACGGACGAUAUUUUUAACUAUUUGUUGUUUAUCGUACCUUCUUGUCGGCGCCGCGAUAUUCAGCGCGUUGGAAUACGACGAGGACCAAGUACGAAGACAUGAUUUGAAACUACAUCGAGAAWUUCUUAUGCAAAAAUACAACAUAAGUAAGGCAGAUAUUAAAGUGUGGGAAUCGUUUUUACUAGCCAAGGCCAAUGUCGAAGCUAAUCUAUAUCAAUGGAGUUUUGCUGGUUCGGUAUAYUUCGCCACAACGGUCAUUACUACAAUAGGAUAUGGACAUACAGUUCCAAAAACUCAAAGAGGGAAGAUAUUUUGCAUGCUCUACGCAGCGGUUGGGAUACCGUUGGCUCUCACGAUGUUUCAAUCUAUUGGAGAGCGACUCAACUCUUUCUUAGCCUCAAUGUUCAGACGAUUGAAACGAAAAAUGGGCAAGAAUGAUAAAGAUGUUUCAAGCACAACUAACUUGGUUGUAAUCUGUGGGUUGCUUUCGAUGGCAAUCACAGUUUCGUCAGGUGCAUUCAUAUAUCGUUAYUACGAGAAGUGGGACUAUUUUGACUCUCUUUACUACUGCUUUAUUACUGUCACWACUAUUGGCUUUGGAGACUACGUCGCUCUUCAAGACCCUAUAGACCAUAGAUAUGAUAAUACAUACGUUGGAAUAUCAUUACUGUUUAUAUUUUUCGGUCUUACGAUAGUAGGUUCUGUUAUGAACCAGUUGGCUUUAAGACUGCUAACUGCAAGUCAAACGAAAGAACCCGUGGAGAACUUAGUUCACGGCGGGCCGCGGUGCGAGCGAUGUUCAAUCAAGUCAACGCAAGAGCAGUUUGACUGCUGUGAUCAACCAUCGGACUAUUCUACCACAUUACUAAGAAAUUAUGAAGAUGAAAUUACUUUCACGACUUAUAAGGAACCUGUGUAYACGGGCGCUGACAAGAAGCGAGCUUCAGUUUGAAUAUUCAUCGUACGAUUUCUUUUUGGGAUAGCUCUGCUUUCCCGCGUAAUGAAAACAUGACGUUCGUCGGCGAGGAGAGUGAUUGAGCCGAGAUGUCACCGAAGAUGAACGCGAAAGUUGGUGGUAAUUCUGAAUUUGUUCAAACAGCGUAAAACAGGAGCGAAUUUAAUUURUAACGGUUAACACAACGACAGAGAUUACCUCAAAAUACUGAGAGAAAAACAAGAAAUUAUUCUAAUACUAAAUUAUCRAGAGCCAAACGUCUUUUCCUUCAGAAAAAGCCGAUAUUUGGCUUAGUGGAUAUGAUCCAUUGUGGGGAUAUUAAGAUUGGAGCGAAUAGUAGCCACACUGCCACCUGUAAGCCUUCUGAAAUAUUUAUUAACGAGAACAAUGUUUUAUUCAGAGUGUUUUGCAAACCUUUUUUCGUUUUUAUUUCCAUGGCGUCGUCUUCUCGUCAAAUUACAAAAAAUACUUGUCACUUAAAAAGCCUAGAAUUAAUCUAACGUUAAAAAAUUAGAAAGAGAAAGAAUGACGUCACUAUUUAAGUGGAAAAAUUAGAACGGUUGAGCGUUGAAUCAUCCCACCGACCAGAAUUAUUUAUGAAGCGUCGCUUUAGUACCAUUGUCAAUAUCAGCUCACUAAGAUAUUAUAAAUUCGCCAUUUUCAUACAGCKAAMUUGAUAAAAUACCAAAACUCCACAAGUUGGAGACAUUUUUACAUUAUAUAUUGUAAAUUUUUAUGAAUUUUUCAAGCCUCUUCGAAGUCGAGUWAUUUGUAAGUCAUAUUUCAUGAUUAUUACAUUGAAUCUACAUGUACAAAAUAAAAUAUUUUUGUAAAUUAAGAGAGUGGUGUGUUAGUGAGCAUGCGUUCUGGAAACAUUGGGAAAACCCCAAAGAUCUGAAUUCAUAUAUCAGAGGCUUGUAAAAGAAAUAUAAUAUAAUCUUAGAAAAUAUAUAAUUUCAUCUAAAAGAAAUGUUCAUACGCUUUUCAAAUAGAAUUUCAAAACCAUAUGCUUUGAAUCACACUAAGUGUAAAUAUCGAUCAAUAUUAAAAAAACGCUUUUUCAUGUUUAAAAUUAAAUGACAUAAUUUCACUCUUGGGUUUAUUUGUAGUUUAAAAUGGACACUUUCUAGAGCUCGUAUGGUACUAUAUAUUAGUUCAUUUUAUCGUUUGUCACAUCUAAAUUAUUUUUUCUUGUUUUCAUCUCCUGCGAGUAGCAUAAUGACGCUAAAUUAGAAAAACAAGCACGGCUAGAUUAGAGAAAUAUAGCUGGUAGUCUAAAAUCUUUUUUUUUUGAAAUCUGUAUUUAGCGGACGGAAACAUCGUGGGGCCUUGGAAAGGAAACAAAUUACAUUUAAUGCCGAAAGAUGGACCUAAAAAGAGUAUACAAACACAAUAUAUGCAUAAAACAAAUAUCGGUAUGGAAAUUCAUUCUGAUAAAUUAAAGCUGUUAUUGUUAAAAA